Molecule: messenger RNA, 582 nt
Organism: Linum trigynum
Lineage: Eukaryota; Viridiplantae; Streptophyta; Magnoliopsida; Malpighiales; Linaceae
Source: the annotation of a GenBank genome assembly
AUGAGACGUGCGACUUGGCUCUUGCAGGACGCUGACGUGGUGUGGCUAAGGAACCCAUUCCCAAUCCUUAUAGGCAAAAACAAGAGCGAGACGACAGAAGAUUUCCAAAUCAGCACCGAUGUGUAUAACGGGGACCCACACUCCCCCGAACACCUCAUCAACACAGGAUUCUACUACGUCAGAUCCAACAACCAAACCAUAAGAAUGUUCGAGUCGUGGUACGGUCGGCGAGACAACUCGUCGAAAAAGGAGCAGGACGUGCUGCUAGAGAUGUCGAGGGGCGGCGUGCUGACGUCGGAGCUUGGUGUGAAGACAAGGUACCUAGACACCGCCUGGUUCAGCGGCUUCUGCUCCGACAUCCGGGAUGUCGAGCAGGUGGUCACUGUCCACGCCAACUGCUGUCGAAGCAUUAUUGCCAAGGUCAAGGAUUUGAAGGUGGUCAUCGGGGAUUGGAAGCGGUGGAAGAUGCUGGCUGCUCACUGGAAGGCCACCGGGAGGCGGAGAGCUAUUCCUUUCCGAUGGACGGGGCAUUUUGGGUGUUGGAACUCUUGGAAUAAUCAUAACGUCACCACCCAAUUAUGA